AUGGAGAACACAAUGGCUUACCAUGAGAUUGAGUCCACAAUACAACAAUAUUCAGAAAGUCAACAGAACAAGUGGGGUGACAGUCUUACUCAGAAAUCUAUCAUCGAACUACCAGCCCGGACUUUCAUCAACAUAAGAUCCAAUCCGUUAGAUGAGCUAAAAGUCAUUUGGAAGGAAUGGACCCCGGCACGCCGUUUAAAAUUCUCUCAAACAUAUGGGCACAUUGGUUUCUUGUUGCAUGUAUCGGUAAAUAUCCCUGCCAUAAAAGCACUGGUCGAGUUCUGGAAUCCACCAUAUCGUUGCUUUACAAUGAAUGGUAUCGACUUGACACCAACCAUCGAGGAGUAUACUUCGCUUUUGCAUCUAGUCAAGUUACAGACACCAUACAAACCUUAUGUGCAUGAUGCUAGUGUUUCGUUCGUGAAGGAGAUGUACGAUGCUGUCGGGGUCAAAAUCCAGAAAACAUUCUCAGAGGGAGGUGCAGAAGUAAGGAAAAUCUCUUGGAAGCAGUUGAAAGAAAUAAUCGAAAAAGAAGAAAAAGAAGAGGUUCAAAUGCAUAUGAUGGCAUUAGCUAUUUACGGUUUGAUCAUUUUUCCAAAAGAACUAAACAUGAUUGAUCAAGCUACUGUUUCGUUUGUAGCACAACUGUUAUAUGUCUGGAUGGUAGAUCACUUAUCGUCUAACAAAGGGGGCUUCCGUGGUAUUUUCUCCGUGAUCCGAAUCCCUUUGGCUGAAUUUGAGGAUACCCAAUUAAAGGAGCAGUUAGAUAAAUCUAAAUGGAACACAAAAAUGUGUGGCUUGAUCGACUCAGGGGUAACUUGGCUGGUGCCAUGGAUGGUCCGCUCUAACAUGAUAUAUCGGUGUGGAAAUCUUCCAUGGGUUCCAUUACUAGGCCCAUGGGGAGGGAUAGCAUAUGCCCCUUUGAUGGUCAGAAGGCAAUUUGGGGCAUCUUAG
This is a messenger RNA of Malania oleifera, 954 nucleotides long. RefSeq lists its product as uncharacterized. NCBI's taxonomy places the organism in Eukaryota, Viridiplantae, Streptophyta, Magnoliopsida, Santalales, Ximeniaceae. The record is from RefSeq and is a predicted model, not a curated record. The coding region runs from base 1 to 954 and encodes 317 amino acids. The transcript has 2 exons.